AUGGCGCCUCAACAUUUCGCUCGGUUGACCCUGUUCACCCGUGCCGGCUGUGGCCUAUGCGACACCGCCAAGCACACUGUGAUGCAACUCCAGAAACGACGGCCCUUCGAAUACGUUGAGAAGGACAUUAUGGACGCCAAAAACAAGAUUUGGAAGGAUGUAUACGAGUUUGAUGUCCCUGUUUUACACGCCCAGGCUGUCAAGAAUGGGCUACCUAGGGAGGCCGAGCUUUCCGACGCGCGGAAGCUAUUUCAUCGAUGGACCGAGCAGGAGGUCGAGAAGUUGGUUGACGAUGCAGAAAAGUGA
Molecule: messenger RNA, 306 nt
Organism: Penicillium subrubescens
Lineage: Eukaryota; Fungi; Ascomycota; Eurotiomycetes; Eurotiales; Aspergillaceae
Product: glutaredoxin family protein
Exons: 1
Coding region: 1-306 (101 amino acids)
Source: RefSeq, a predicted model, not a curated record